Molecule: messenger RNA, 255 nt
Organism: Rotaria sp. Silwood2
Lineage: Eukaryota; Metazoa; Rotifera; Eurotatoria; Philodinida; Philodinidae
Source: the annotation of a GenBank genome assembly
AUGCCAGGUACAACGUUUGAAGUUGUAUCAGAUCCGUUACAUCAUCAUGGUGGGUUACAUCUUAUAUAUUUGAAAGAAAUUACUGAUGAUGAUGAUGAGCAACAAGGAGCAAUUGGAUCAACAACUGCAAGUGCUUCGGCUGCUAUAUCCGUAGCGAAGCAAUUCAGCAAUAUGAGUUUAGGUAAAGAAAAGAAUUUUGAGAUAACUGUCUGGGACAUUAGUAAAAUAAUUGGCAUUACAUUUAUAGACAUCUAG